Drosophila suzukii is the source of this 624-nucleotide messenger RNA. RefSeq lists its product as uncharacterized. The record is from RefSeq and is a predicted model, not a curated record. Lineage: Eukaryota; Metazoa; Arthropoda; Insecta; Diptera; Drosophilidae. Gene Ontology annotation, cellular component: cytoplasm; nucleus.
AUGGACUACCUGGAUAUUGAAUCCUUCCGUUCAAGGUACAGCGACAUAACCGUGACGGCCGUGCCCACUCGCUCCCAGGAGGAGGAGGAGCAGCAGCCGAUGGCCAUGGACCCGGAGAUAGCAGCCAAGCGAAAUGAGCCGCGGGUAGAGAUCACACGGGUUAACGGAGGUGCUCCUUCGGAACUCAGCUCCACGUCGAAUCUAGCGAUGCUGCAGCGCAACAGGCAGCAACAAAACGCCACUGCAUUUGCCUACGCCACUGAAUACAAGGAGGUGAUGGCCAAACUGGAGUACACCAAGUACAUGCAGAACCAGCUCCAGCUGAUGUCAAUGGCGAAUGGAGGAGGGAAUGCUGGUGGAGCUGGUAUUGAUGGUCUUUAUGGGAUGAUGCCAACAUCUAUAAGUCUGGAUGCCAAUGCCAACAUAGAGGAUAAGUACUCUGAUUUACUGAAUACCCUGGCCGAGAUGCGUUCCGAAUUGGCGCCAACGAUUAUGGGAUUGCGGGCGCCCAAGGACCGCCUUCAUCGGGACAUAGCCCAAGCCAGGUAUACGGUGAGGGAGUGCCUCCUGCUCCUGGAGAAGGAUUGCCAGCAGGAGAGCGAAGGUAGCCCCACCGGUGAGUGA